This is a messenger RNA of Manihot esculenta (cassava), 2490 nucleotides long. Its product is annotated as FCS-Like Zinc finger 8. The record is from RefSeq and is a predicted model, not a curated record. The transcript has 3 exons. Bases 1223 to 2122 code for a protein of 299 amino acids. NCBI's taxonomy places the organism in Eukaryota, Viridiplantae, Streptophyta, Magnoliopsida, Malpighiales, Euphorbiaceae.
AAGCUGCUGCCUGGACAGUUUCUCGCCAUCUUUCGAGUUUGUGCUUUUAUAUUCUCAUGUCCAGUGAUGAUGGUGAGGAAACCAUUCCCACUUUCUAAAAAAUCCAUUGUUUCUGAGGGAAAGAGCGCACUUAUAGCCUUAAAACCAACGUAAAAAAACUGCCAUUUCUAGGCAAAGGGAGUGGUUUAAUCAAACCCACUAAUUAUUCCCAUGCACUUCUCUCUUUUAAGAUCACCAACCAUCCUCUCCUCAAUCCCACCAGCUUUAUCUCUCUCCCUCCUCACUUUCAGUGUCCUUUCUGCAACUUCAUGGCGAUUUUCCAGGUCUGAUGAGGGAAUGACUGAUAUAGAGGGAUUUAAACUUUAAAGAGCCCCAAAAGUGUAGAAAAAGAUAGCCCAUUAAGGAAAAAAAGGGGGAGCAAGAGAAACAGAGCAACAGUGUCCCUUUUCAUUCACCGUUCAUCAGUUCUUUUAUUUUCAUGUGAUGGUAAUGUUUGUGUGGUUUGGGUUCUGUAAUUUGGUCUUGUCCGCUUCUACAGCUUCGUAUUUGAUAAGCCUUUUUUAUUUGUGAUCAGCUGUUGAUUAUAAAUCCACUGGUAUUUACAUGUUUGCGUUUUAGUUGAAAUACCUCCAGUACUGAAUUAUAUAGGACAUCUUAAGAGCAGAACCCGAAGAAAGAAAAAGGGCAAAACAAAAAUACAAAACCUUGUUCUGUUAGAUUGUUAUAGGUUGUGUCUGGCGCAUGCACGUCUGGUCUCUUUUUUUUUUUUUUUUUGGCAACCACGUCUGGUCUCUUGAUCAUGACUGGUGAGUCUCUUUGCAUGUCGGUUCUGUGAGCCCAGUGAUUCUUGUUGAGGAUUUGAGGGAGAAAGGGCGAGAAAGACGGGGAUAAAGUGUGUCCUUUGGUUUUUCAUUUUCCUAUUUCCUUUGGUUUUUCGCCUGUGCUUAUAUAGGAAUGGAGCUCACAAAGCUAUAGCCAAGAGGGAGAGAGAUAGAGAUAGAACAUCAGGGUUACAUUCUUUCUCAUUUCUGGUUUUAAUAUUGACUGUACUGGCACCACUCUUUUGCCUUUCUUUUCCUAAUUUAAACCUUUCACCAAGUCACGAGCUCAAGAAUUUCUGCCAUAUUUUGGAGCGCAGGUUUUGUUUUGAUUUUGAACCCCGGAGAACAGUAUUCUAGAGAUGCUAAGAAAUCCGGAGUAAAAAGCACUUCAGCAACCUCUAAUGGCGGACUAUAGCACAAUUCUGUCUCCAACAGACAAACAUAGAAAAUCUAGUUCUUUUCCAAGGUUGUUCACGGGCUUGACCUUCAAGAAUUUAUCUGAAACAGCUGAGGCAGUCAUGAGCCCAACUUCAAUUCUCGAUAGCAAAUCUUUCUCAGGGCUCAUGAAAAACCCCUUCUUGCCUGACCUCCCCACCCCUAAAACCCCAGAUUCAGAGACCAAGCGCACCUGGGACAAGCUGGACUCCAGAGGCCUUGGCCUUGUUGAUGCUCUUAAUGAUGAUAAAUUUGACACCAAUUUGCCAAAAUCCGAAAGCAGAAUGAUUAUAUUCGGAUCGCAGCUAAAGAUUCAAGUUCCCCAUUUGCCGCCUCCAUUUCAUUCAUCGCCAGCUGAAUCUCCCAAAUCUCCUGCUGAUUUCGGCAUAAAAACAAGAAAUUCUCAAUUGGGUUCUUUCUCUUCUGGGCUAUCUCAUUCUCCAGCUAAGAAAUCAGCAUGCGGUUCAACCAAUUGGGGUAUGGACACUCCGAAUUCACCACGGUUUUUUACCGGUUGUCUGUCUACAAGCGAGAUGGAGCUUUCUGAGGAAUACACUUGUGUGAUCUCAUAUGGGCCUAACCCAAGAACUACUCAUAUAUUUGAUGAUUGCAUUGUUGAGAGCUGCUGUGGUAUUGUUGGCUCUGAUUUGAGGCCAGAGUCUACUGGGUUGUCGGCCGAUGGAUCAAUUCAUUCACCAGAGAAUUUCUUAAGUUUCUGCUAUGCUUGCAAGAAGCAUCUUGUGCAGGGAAAAAACAUUUACAUGUACAGAGGUGAAAAAGCAUUUUGCAGCCGAGAAUGUCGGUAUCAUGUGAUGCUACUAGAGGAGGGAAUAGAUAAGCUGGAUGUCUGUGGCACUUGUUCAUGAAAGCUCUUAGCUCUAGCUGUUCAUACUUUCCUCAAGUGGCCACCCCAAGAACAAAACCAACUAUUUCCAUAAGAGAAACUUCAUACUUGCAAGAAUAUUAUGAUCAUCCAAUUUUUACAUCAAAUGAAGAAAGCCCAGAUGAUUAUUAUAUUAUCAUUAAUGUUAAGCAUAAUCAAAGGAUGGUUCUUGAAUCUGUUUGUAGUAUUUUUUUUUUCUUUCUAUUUCUAUUUUCUCCUUUGGUUUUGUAGAAUUUGACGGACUGGAAAGGCUAAAAGCCUGAAUCUAUCUGCAGAGUUGGAUUUUUGUAAAAUUUUAAUUGAUAAUUAAGUGAUUGCUGUUGGGGUUGUCAACAGUUUUUGGUUUCAAAA